AUGUCUGGUAUAACAAGAGGGCAUUCGUGCAUACUAUGCCAGCGUCGAAAAGUUCGCUGUGACAAGCAAAAGCCAUGUGGCAACUGUGUGAAAGCCAAGGCUGAAUGCACCGUCAUCCCCCAACGAGCUCGUGGGAAGAGGAGCGCCCCGCGGCCAGAAAGUGACCUGAUGGGCCGAUUGAAGAAAUAUGAAGAAUUACUCAGUCGACAUGGUAUUGACUUCAACUCAAACCUUGAUAGUCGGCGUGAUACCGAGAAGCCCGAGACCUCUGUCGCUGGCAACUCACCUUCGAUCCCAAGUGCGCCGAGCCAGUAUUCACCGCGAACGAAUGAUCAAAGGAGCUCAAAAUGGUUUGCAUUUUACAAUGAUUAUCGAACCACCAACGAGAUGCUGCAUGGUGGUUCAAAUGACUCGGAUCAACCAACAGUCCACCGUGCAUUUGAUGCCAUGAUUGAUGAAACAGGCAGCUUUCCAUUUGCUGCAGGUCCCUCCCGGGCGAGUACAAGGAGCUCACAGCCAUCUUCAAUGCAGAGCAUACAAUUGUGGCAAAUAUAUAUCAACAACGUCAAUCCACUUUUGAAGAUCAGCCACAUCCCCACACUACAAUCUCAUGUUAUUGAAGCUUCAGCAGAUCUAUCUGAAGCGCCGAAGCCUCUACGGGCUCUCAUGUUUGGCAUCUAUCUCACGGCUGUCAACUCAAUGACCGAUGACGAAGUUCAAGCCAAGUUUGCAGAAACCAAAGCUAACGUCAUGGCCAUGACCCGAGAGAACACCGAGCAUGCUCUUCUUACUGCCAGCUUCAUGAAAUCUGACGAUAUAAUGGUGCUGCAGGCCUUUUUCCUAUAUUUGAUCGGCCUCAGGUUGUACGUGGACCCUCGGUCGCUGUUCUGCUACAUUGGAAUUGCAGUUCGUAUAGCCACUCGGCUCGGAUUGCAUCGUGAUGGGGCCCAAUUUGGAUUAUCCCCAUUUGAGACCGAGCAACGCAGACGACUAUGGUGGCAAAUUGUCACCCUUGACAAACGAAUUGCUGAUAUUACUGGAUCACCAACCAGUGCACUUUCGUCGAUGGGCACCGAUUGCAGAUUUCCAUUGAAUGUGAACGAUAUAGAUCUGCAUCCCCACGCCAAGGAGCCACCAUCGCCUUCAACCGGAGUCACCGGAAUGACUUUCUUUCUCUCUCGAAUCGAGAUAAUGAUUGCAUCUGCCCCUGAUGGCAUUCGACCCAAUCCAAAAGUGCCGGCAAAUUUCCGAGUACAUGAUGGCUCUAUUCCAAUAAGCAAAAGGUCAAAUCGAGACCAAUCCGAUCAUCUUGAUCGCUAUUGCACAUAUAUGGAAUCAGCCUAUCUCAAGCAAUGCAAUCUCAAUAUUCCCAUUCAGAAUUUUACCUUCUUGAUGACACGCGUCUCUUUGUGCAAACUACGCGUUCUCGACUUUAUCUGCGGCGAUGUUUCUUCCAGAGAAGGUGAUGAUAAGCGAAGAGAAGCCACUUUCUCAGCUGCCAUCGACCUUCUAGAAGCUGACAAUCGAAUCCACUUGACGGAAGAUCUCCACGGCUUUAUCUGGUACAGCCAUAUGCAAAUGCCACUACCCGGGUAUAUAUUCCUUGCAAAUGAGCUGUCACACCACACAAAGGGAGACCUUUGCCAGCGUGCGUGGAGGGCUCUUCUUCAAAGCCCCUACCAUCAGGGCCUGAGUCAAAAUCUUCGAAGCCCGUUACAUGUUGGUCUUGGACAGGCAAUUUUGAAAGCUUGGGAUGCCCGUCAAACCUCAGAGAUGCAGUUAGGGCGCUCAUUACAAGAGCACGAGCUCGUCGCCGCGCUUCGCGCAAGUCUUACAACCCAUCUUUCGCGACCGGAAUCUACGCGACCUAUUGCCGAGGAUACCGAGAGAAGAGAUAUUCCCCCGAGCAGCUUUGGGCCGUGCCAAAUGAGUGAUACAGCUGAUCUGUUGCUCGAUCCUACUUCGAUGUAUAACCCCAUGAGUCGCAUGAAUGAUAUGCUUCCGUCGAUUGAAUUGGAUUAUAAUGAAAUGGCGUGGACAAAUCUGAUGCAAUCCGGAGCGAUUGGUGGGUUUUGGGGCAAUCUGGACUCUCUUGGCCAGUAA
Messenger RNA from Penicillium salamii, 2103 nucleotides. The record is from the annotation of a GenBank genome assembly. Lineage: Eukaryota; Fungi; Ascomycota; Eurotiomycetes; Eurotiales; Aspergillaceae.